UUUUACAUAAUAAUUUGGGGGAAAAAAGUCAAAACUCUAAUAAUAAUAAGAGAUAGUAUUAUAAACCCAUUCGAUCGAAUGAAUGCAUGCAUUUGAGAAAGAAAGGGUGGGAAUGGAGUUGAACAAGCAUUUCAGCCACAACCACGGCCUGGCACCCCACCACCUCCCCCCCGGUGGCGCCGCCGCCCUCAUUUGCGGCGGCUGCAAACUUCCGGCCUCCGGCAACGUCCAUGUGUGCUGGAAGUGCAGCUACUUCCUCCACGACCAAUGCUUCAGAGCCCCACGCUCCAUGAAGCACCCCUCCCACCCACCCCACCCCCUCACCCUCACCCCCUUCCCCACUUACCCCUCUUCCUCCUUCUUCUGCAACUCCUGCCACGCCCCCGGCCAUGGCUUCUCCUACACCUGCUCCCACUGCGACUUCGACCUCCAUCUCCACUGCGCAAACCCUAACCCUAAUUUCAUCAAUCCCAAUUUACCAAAUUACCCUCCCUCUCCUCCCGUUCAAUCCAAUCCAAAUUUACCAAAUUACCCUCCUUCUCCUUCCGUUCAAUCCAAUUCAAAUUUACCAAAUUACCCUCCUCCUUCUCCCGUUCAAUCCAAUUCAAAUUUACCAAAUUACCCUCCCCAAACAGGAAUCUACCCACCGCCGAUUGACCCGAUUUACAGCAUCGUCGUCAGUAGCUCCACAAAUCCACCCGCCCCAAACCCGAAUCCGGUGAUUUCACAUCUGGAGCAUCCGCCCGCGAAGCCGCCGGCGAUUAUCAAGCAUUUCAGCCACCCGCACGUCCUGACGGCGAUGGAGGUGGAGAAGAGGAAAGGAAAGGAGUGCUCGGCGUGCGGCGGCGACGUCGCCGGCGCGGCGUACCUCUGUACGGAGCCUCACUGCGGAUUCAAUCUCCACAAAACGUGCUUCGAGUCGCCGCCGGAGGUGAAGCACAAAUCGCACCUGCAGCACCCACUCCGGCUGCUGGCGGCGCCGCCGUACAACGGCGGCUUCACCUGCAACGCCUGCCUCAAGGAGGGGAAGGCCUUCGUCUACAACUGCGCCGCCUGCUCCUACGACCUCCACAUCGACUGCGUCCGGUGGCCGGAAAAGGUCGUCCGGCCAGACCACGCCCACGCACUUACGCUUUACUACUCGUCGCCGGCGGCCGACGCCGGCGACGGCGAGGAGGUGACGUUUAUGUGCGACGUGUGCAGCAAUCCGGUGCACGAUAUGGCGUGGGUCUACUUUUGCCGUGACUGUAACUUCGGGACGCAUUUGGAGUGCGUGGCGGCGGGGAUUAAGCCGGAGAGUGACUCCGGCGCCGGCGCCGGCGGGAAGAGUCAGGAGGAAAUGAUUAGUGAAACGGAGCUGAAAAUUGCGAUGCUGCAGUUGUUGUUGGGAGAAGAAGGGUUUAAGAUUGCUGUCGAUCUACAGUGAAAUUGGUGAUCUGAUGCAUGUAAAUGUAACUGGAAUUUGGAUUAAAUUUGUGUUUGGUUGAAAUA
Andrographis paniculata is the source of this 1491-nucleotide messenger RNA. RefSeq lists its product as uncharacterized. Bases 83 to 1426 code for a protein of 447 amino acids. NCBI's taxonomy places the organism in Eukaryota, Viridiplantae, Streptophyta, Magnoliopsida, Lamiales, Acanthaceae. The transcript has a single exon. The record is from RefSeq and is a predicted model, not a curated record.